AUGGCAUCGAAAUCAAUCUCACAACCCGGCAAUGGUGCUUCUGUCAAGUCCCGGUUUUCGCCGAGCGAGCUACCGCUUUCUGAGCUAUCCCUUCUGCUGAACGGUGAGCUCAGAUUGAACGUACCAGUCUAUACGGUAUGGGGUGCAUGCGAGGAUGUCCGUGUCCUGGAGAAGUUCCGGUCUCGCGAGUACAAAGUUCCCAACCUCCAUAUCAUUGACGAAGCCCAGUCCAUGCUGCUAGAAGUCGGUGGCGUGAAGCUUCGACUUCUAGGCUUGGGUGGUGCUGUCGUUAUGCACAAGCUAUUUGAUAACGGUGAAGGCCGUACCACUAUUGCUGGUGGCCAGGGCACCAUGUGGACGACACUGCUUCAGAUGGGCGAACUGGUGGAUACUGCGAAUCGAGUUUACGAUCCUACGGAAACUCGCGUUUUCAUUACGCAUGCUUCGCCAGCCCGUGAAGGCAUAUUGAACCAGCUUUCGGUCACUCUCAAAGCAGAUUUCUCUAUCUCGGCUGGCCUGCACUUUCGGUACGGCAGCUCGUAUAAUGAGUUUAGCGUCAAUCCCACCCUUGAUCACUAUCGUGGUAAGCUGGCUGCCAGCAAGGCAUCUUUCAAUGACGUAUGGGAGACUGUCAAGGGAGAAGUCGAACCAGCCAUUCAGCAAAACGAAGCACAGCAAAAUUUGCUCAAAAACGCUAUUAGCAUAGUGGAAAAAAUGCCAACAACAGCAGCUGGUGGGAAUCCUUUUGGCUCUGCAGGAGGCCCUCCUGCUUUAGGCCAAGUGGACGAGAGUGCAUUCAAGAACAUGUGGAACUUUAACCUUGCCGAUGCAGCAUUUGGCUUUCUAGUUUUGGAAAUCCAGGACGGUCGUAUCGGUACGGAGAUGAGGGCCCAAGGCUUCAAUUUCUCACAUCGCGGCAUGAAGCAGCAGGGCAACGCACCACAGCAAGUUCCAGCUCCAGCUGCAGCUUCCACUGCCUCGCCUCAGCCAGUCGUUGCCACCCUCCCUCCUACGCAGCCGCAGCAACAAUCCCAGACGCAGGCCAUCUUGCCACAGAGCCAGUCGGUCAUACAACAACAGCAGCAGUCUACGUCAGGCAAAGCUGAACCAGGAAAGCUGACAGCCUCCAACCCUGGCUCCGGUCCCGCGAAGUCUGCUACGCCUCAACCCCCAUCGCUGCCGAGCCGUAAGGACUUAGAUAAGCCUUCCGUCUCAACGAAUGGCACGGUGAACGGACCAGAAUCAAUUCCAUCUCCUGCCCCGAGGGGCUCGGCUCAGGAUGUCAUCGGCUUGUUCAUUAUGAAUGCCCAGCCUGACGAUCAGACCCGGGAGCUCUUCGCUGAUGAAGACGUGGCCAGGAUUGUCAAAAUCGAGAAAUAUGGACAAACGAAUAAGGUGGUUCAUUUCAGGACCGUCGAAGACCGUGAUGGUGCAAUGGCGCGACUGCCCGAAGAAGCAAAGCACCGUGCCACCGAGGACCGUUCCAGACCUUUGGGCAGAGCGGGUAUCGAAGUGCUGGGGGUGGGACUGGAACAGCCAGUGACAGCGAAGGUGCUGGCCGGCGCGGCGGCGGGGGGAAUGCAAGGGGCAGCCGAGGGGCCGGUCGUGGAGGUGAGGGUCGAGGACCCCGUGGCCGAGGAGGUCCAAGAGGCGCUGGCGUUAGCAAAGCAGAUGGAAGCAGCGCAUCCCCGGCGCCCACGUCUUCUACUCCAGCAGAGUCGUGAACAAUCUGCACUUUAUGGUUGGCACGAGCUUUCGGUCAAAAAUAUGCAGCUUUACUUGGACUCAUUUAGGUCCGCUCCCUGUGGCUGCUUGAUGGUGUCAGUGUAA
Messenger RNA from Grosmannia clavigera kw1407, 1830 nucleotides. Its product is annotated as serine/threonine-protein phosphatase family protein. The record is from RefSeq and is a predicted model, not a curated record. Bases 1 to 1830 code for a protein of 609 amino acids. The transcript has 3 exons. NCBI's taxonomy places the organism in Eukaryota, Fungi, Ascomycota, Sordariomycetes, Ophiostomatales, Ophiostomataceae.